GACAUACCCUAUCAAAUGGCCCUCCUCUCUUUUUUGCUCCAACCAACCCCAACUUACUAGGAAUCAAAAAUACAAUUCAAAGAAAAAGAUACCAUAAAAAACAACUCAAAAGGCGAAGCAAGUUCUUCUUUUCAAUGGGUGCCAGGCUAACAUGGCUUCUUCUUCUCAUAAUUUCAUAAUCAUAGAUUAUAUAUUCAACCCACAAAGCUAAAUAAUCCUUCUCAAAUCCCGUUUAUACCAAUUUCUUAAUACCAUUACUCUUCUGGGAAUCAUCACACCUCUCUCCAAUUUAACACACCCCACCAACGUCCACGGCGGCUCCCGACGGCCAUACUCCUAUCGAGGUGGUUUUUCCUUCGAUUCCCCAAAUUACCCAUCAUCAAUUUCGCCCUUGAAAUCAGAAAUUCUGGCUUGCUUUUCAAGAAACAGCUUAUUUGAUUCAUGGGUUUUGGUUCUUGCUGAUGGAACCAAGGAGAAACUGGUACGGUUCUAACAUCUGGGUGGUGUUUUUUUGUUUAUUGAUGUUGAUUUCUUGCUCUGUUUCGUUUGAAGAUGUGGAUUCUUUUAAUGGGUUUGUUCAUAAAUAUGCCAAUAACUCUUUGUCAAAGCCUAGAACAGGGAUUGUAUAUAACAUCUCACUGCCUUCAAAUUUUUCUGGGAUUCAAGUUUCUUAUAUUAGAUUGAGGACUGGUAGUUUUUGGGUUAGAGGAGCAAAUUUGACAUGGAUAUCUCUUCCUCCAAGACUUACUUCUGUUCCAUAUGUAAAGAGAUUAGCCAUAAUUUUUGAGAAUUUAGGGAAUUGGUCUUCAACUUUCUACAAAAUACCAGGUUAUACUCUUGUUGCUCCUGUAAUUGGGUUCACUGUUUAUGAUGCUUCUACGAAUUCAAGCACAUUAAGCAAUAAAAAACUCCAUUUAAUCAUAUUGGGAAUAAACCCCAUUUUAGUAAUGUUUCCUAAAGUUGAAAAUAGUGGGAAGAAGCCACAAUGCGUGAAGUUUGGAGCUAAUGGAACUUAUGAAUUGAAGAACAUGACAGGACAAAAUUUUUGUUCUGCAACCGAUUAUGGCCAUUUUUCUCUUGUUAUUCCAACUCCUUCAAUUGAGAAGGAGGAAAAGAAGAAAAGGACGUUGUGGGAAUGGUGGGUGGUUGGAUUUGGUUGUGGCUUGGCUGUGUUAGCUUUGAUGGGUUUAGUUUUAAUGACAGUUUUGAGGUUAGUGAAGAAGAAAAACAUUAAGGGUAUGGAGAGGGAAGCUGAAAGAGGAGUGAGUUUUGAUAACGUUUGGAUUGGUAAAAGUAGAAUGCCUUCUGCUUCAAUGGUAAGAACACAACCAUCUCUUGAAAAUAGUUAUGUUCCUUGAUUCUUUCUUCUUUUUUUUUUUGGGGUGUGACAGUUUUGUUUUUGUAUAUCUAUUCUGAUGUUUACAGCUCUAGAUAUGUUCAUCAUUUCAAUAAGAUCAUUCAUACUAGUGUUUCAUCUGCUAAACUAUACUGAUUUGUUUGGGUUUUAUGUUCUUUGUAUUGAUGUAAUCGAGAGAAUAUAAAAUCAAGGUGUGUUUGAAUUGAACGA
Cucumis melo (muskmelon) is the source of this 1567-nucleotide messenger RNA. RefSeq lists its product as uncharacterized. The coding region runs from base 462 to 1358 and encodes 298 amino acids. NCBI's taxonomy places the organism in Eukaryota, Viridiplantae, Streptophyta, Magnoliopsida, Cucurbitales, Cucurbitaceae. The record is from RefSeq and is a predicted model, not a curated record. The transcript has a single exon. Gene Ontology annotation, cellular component: membrane.